Molecule: messenger RNA, 1684 nt
Organism: Didymodactylos carnosus
Lineage: Eukaryota; Metazoa; Rotifera; Eurotatoria; Philodinida; Philodinidae
Source: the annotation of a GenBank genome assembly
AUGAGGCGAAGUGAAGAAGGCGAUCAACCAGAGAUUGUGGAAAUUGAUUUUACUGUUGGCCACCGGUCAAUAGGUCGUGAUGUUGUUACCAGCCAAGGAUACACUCACGAUUGGGUUUGCUAUCUUAAAUCUACAGACGUACAUGGAGAUCUAAAUGCUCUUAUACAACGGUGUAUAUUUCACUUACAUCCAGAAUUUCAAAACAACAAAAGAGAAAUUCGUACAUCUCCGUUUGCAAUUCAAGAAACAGGCUAUGGCGGCUUUUCAAUGCCAAUUGAUAUUUAUUUCAAAACAAAGAAAGAUCCAAAAAAAUUUCGAAUCGAAUAUGAUUUAGAUUUACAUGAUUUAACUAAUGGUGGAUUAAAAAAACGGUCUUAUUUGAGAACAUAUCGUUGCACAUUUACAAAUCCUGAUCCUGAUUUUAAACAAAAAAUUUUGGCUGCAGGAGGAGUAAGUCUGAAAAUUUUAAUUUUGUGACAUUUGACUAAAAAUUAACAUACCACUUAACAAUCAGUAGGAUAUAUUCCAUCGAUUUUCCAUCUCUGGUGAAAAUGUUAAGUACCCACUUCAUUCUAUAACACGCAAGAUUUGGAUGUUCUCGCAUUACAUGAAAUAUUUGCGUCUCGCGUGCGCAUUCAGAACCCGAGAUGAAGCGGUCGGGGUUUUGCCAUCGGAUGCGUUGUAUUCGACGACAUUCUUACAUGUUAAACUAAAAUAGAGAGUCUUUACUUUACAUAUUUCAAUACCACUAAUACUGUGAGUGUAGAGUACUGAAAUAUUUCACUCGAAGAGUUUCUACUCACAUUAUAAGUGGUAUUGAAAUAUGUAAAGUAAAGACCCUCUAUUUUAGUUUAGCAAGUGAGACUGUACAGUCGAAUGCGGUGCAUCCGAUGGCAAAACUCCGACCGCUUGAAGCUAUAAUAUCCUUGAAAUCCAAGUUUCCUACUAAAUAUACCAGAGUGACCCUUCAAAAUGUAAUCGACCUGCCUCUUCAAGUAAGGCUUACGGGGAAAAAUGAUUUAUGCCAUCGUAAUCAGCGCAUUGAGCGAGCUCACAAACUGGUAUAGAUCGCAUUCGAAAAUCAGCGUGGCACUUGGAGACUUUCCCUCGUCAGAGAAGCAAACCUGGAUGAGUUUCUCUUAAUUAUCAUAAAGAAAAGAUUCUACGUGAAUGGCGUGCUUGAUAAAAAAACAAAAAAAAACUGACGAACGACCACAACUUGAUCUGUGCCAAGAAUGAUUCGUUCAUUUGUGCGAAAGAAACAAUGUUGCAUAACUUUCAAUGGAAGUUUUCAGUAUUGAUAUUUUUCUCAAACUAAAAUACUGAAUCCUUGCUGUGUCUCAAGAUAAGUUUUCUGAUUAGAUUUUGAACAUACUGUAUUCGAAAUUCGUUGCUCGUAUCAAUUUAUAAUGAUGUAUUUGUUAUUUCUUAUCUUUUUAAAAUUUUACUGUUUAUACGACAUAACGAUUGAAUUGUGUGAAACAGUGCUGUUUUUUUGUGAAACUCCCUCACUAUCUUUGAAGAAGAGGGAGUAACAGUUUUAUACCCCAAAACCGCUGGGACAAAUACACUUAUUACACCCCCCUCAUAUAUCGACUAUUUCAGUUUAAAUAGCCUCUGCGGAGUUCACUGAGUGCAUUCUUAACAGUCUCUGAUCGAUAGAUCAAGGCAUAUAUGAAUCACG